Molecule: messenger RNA, 4071 nt
Organism: Colletotrichum navitas
Lineage: Eukaryota; Fungi; Ascomycota; Sordariomycetes; Glomerellales; Glomerellaceae
Exons: 3
Coding region: 1-4071 (1356 amino acids)
Biological process (GO): p38MAPK cascade; protein phosphorylation
Cellular component (GO): cytoplasm
Molecular function (GO): MAP kinase kinase kinase activity; ATP binding
Source: RefSeq, a predicted model, not a curated record
AUGUCCACCGAGCUCUCCCCUCGCGCCGUGAGAUUCUCCAACGGAGACGACGAACUGCGCCAGGACAAGAUCAUGCCUCACCGCCCCCUACCCGUUGCCGUCGACUCGGACAACUCUGCCUCGUCUGCCGAUUCCCACCCGGACGACCCUCACGCACUCGAGCGCCAGGAUGAGGUCGGUUCCCUUACCAGAUACUCCGAAGGCCACAUCGCCGGCUCCAUGUCGAACUUAGUCCAGGCUGCCACAGCCAACGGCGGCACCACGCGCAGUCUGCGAAGCAAUGUCAGCGACGGCGAUGUUACCUACGCCAACGGCACUGCCGCCACCAAGGUUCAACGUCCCAACGCCCCGGCGAGAACGCCCUCCAACACCUACGCCCCCGCCGCCCACCGCAGGCCGCAGCCCGCCCCCUCUUUUGUCGAGUCCGUUCGGGCAUCGUCUAGAGGCCGCCCUCGUCCGAGCGAGAGAUUCCGUCAGCAGGAGAAGGCCUACGUCCAGAGGCUGCGCCAGGACCACAACGACGGAUACCCUUUCGACGGCGGAUACGUAAGCGGUGUAAAUGGCCUGGUCCAGGCUGGCGACUCCGACUCGGAAGGCGAGACGCCCUCGUCCGAGGGUCAUUUCGACGACAGAUACGACCAGGAGACCAUCAUGUUUUACGGCAAUGACGAACUGCAGCCGAGCGACGAAGACCUGAAAGACCCCUCCAACCGGGAACGCCUCGAGUGGCACGGCAUGUUGGAGGCUGUCCUGACCGGAGACGUUGUCAAGCAGGAAAAGAAGCGCUUGAUCGGCGCAAAUGAGCAAGCAGUUGGUAAGAGUGGACAAAAGGCAGAACUAUGGCUGGGUAUUCGCUCAAAGGUGUGCGGGAGACAUCUCCCGGUGCAAAGGCGAAUGGUGGAAGAGGCACGCGCAACGCUGGACCGAACCCUGGACGAAAUCAUCAACUUCUCAGUCAAGGGUGAGAGCGAGGCCGGGAAGCCGCCGUACGAACAGGUCAAGGACGUGGUCAAGAAGCUCGACAAGGCCGAGGGCUUGUACCCCUCAUGGACCUCGUUGGCGGCAAAGCACCAGUCAGCCAGCUCCCCGCUCUUCCAGGAAGCAUCCGAGUCCAUCAUUGCCUGGUACAAUACCAACGAGCUUAUCAACACGGAGCUCGCCAUUCUCAAGAAGUGGGUCGGCAACGAAGAGCUGGACUUCACGCGAACACGACAGCGUUCGCCCGUUGGCAACGGCAUCGGCGAUGAAUCGUCGUUCCUCGACCGACUGAUGAAGGAGGACGGCCUGAAGUCGCUCUACGACGAGGAGUUCGACGACGAGAAGAACAAGGAUGCUCACAAGGGCAUGCUGCCCGGCAUCUCGACCGUCAUCAACAAAUCCAAGGAGACGCUCAUUCGCAACUUCGCCGCUUUCCAAAAGCGGCAUCUUCCACCGUAUAUCGAGGAGCUUCUGACGCUCAUCAGUUUCCCAUCUCGGCUGAUUGAAGAGAUUAUCAAAGUACGCCUCGCCUACGCUAAGAAGGUCAAGGAGUCUGCACAGCAAAAUCCCAUGAUGCAAGACCAGAUGAUCAGUCAGUUCCAGUUGCUCUUGAAGCUGGCCAUCCGCAUCAAACUGGAAUGCCUUGCCGUCACGCAACCGGAACCCGGCUGGGAGCUUCCGCCCUGCAUCGACGAGUCCUUUGACCAGGUUGUGCUGGACGCCCUCAAAUACUAUUUCAAAAUGCUCAAUUGGAAGUUGAGCGGCAAUAAAAAUACCUUCAAGGAGGCCGAGCUCUUGUUUGCGGAAUGGGACUUUGCCAACGAAAUCGGCAGCCACCUUCUGGGCGGAGACGUCGAGGUCGCUGAGCAGUUCAGUUCACUGACUUUCAAGGCCAUCAACCGUCUGAGCGUUACCUUUGAAAAGGAGCUUCAGGUCAAGCCGAGAGAGAGCACCGCCGAGAUGAGUAAGAGGUACAAGCAGUGUUUGGAUUCCGUCCGGGUGAGACAAAGAAUGCUGCAGCGUUUCUCCAAGAUGUUGAGCGAAAACUACGAAAACGCGUCCGACUUCAGUAUUGCAUUCGCGCCGGAGAAGCUGCAAGAGUUCUACGACAGGCUCAUCGUGUCGGGCCACUUCCAGGUCUUCACAGAUCUCUACGAGCAGGAGGGCAUUUUCAUCAUGGCGUCGCCCUCUCUGAUGGACAGACACGACGCGAUCCAGUCCAUCUUGGGUCUCAGCUCGCCCGAGCAGUUCGCAGAGGACCCCAGCGACCCAUAUCUCUUGAUUCUACGUCCCGAGAGCAGCCCUCACUGGUUUGGCGAUCUCUCAGUUCGGGAACGGAAUGUCGACCUGAAGAAGGGCCACAUGAGACUGGUCGCUGUGGGCGCCCAAGAGCGGCUUGUUAACGCCAGGAGGGCUUUUAUCGAUGCCGUCGACAUGCACGUGGAUCUGGUGGUUGAACAGAGAUCCAACUUGCACAAAGUCAACACGCGACUUAUGGAGAUCAGGCGCGUUGCAUACAAGCUGUCCAACAACUUUAUGGAUAGCGUAGAGAUCAUCCGCAAACAGACCGAGGGCAGACAGGUCCAGGAGCUCAUCCAGACCUGCUUCGUCUUCGCGACGGAGUUCGGCCAGCGCUCGCUGCUUGUCAUGGACAGCAACCGGAAACAAAUGAACAACCUCAAGCUUACCAAGCUUGCAUUGGACUGGGUCAGCUUCAUCUGCGACGACUGUGUCGCAUCGGAUCGAAAGACGUUCCGUUGGGCGGUCCUGGCUCUGGAGUUUGCCAUGGGCAUGACCAGAGGACGGCACAUCCUGGCUCUGGGCGAAGAGGAGUAUGCCAGACUUCGGGCCAAGGUAGCCGGCUGCAUGGCCCUUCUCAUCUCGCACUUUGAUAUUAUGGGGGCGAGAUCCAACCUGGCGGCGCAGGCGGAGAAGGAGCGCAUCGAGGCCCUGGUCGGCCAGUUCAAGCGUCUCGAUAAAAAUCGGAUGCUUGACGACCACGAGGCGUCCAAGUACAUCACGGAGCAGCGUUUGGAGGAGCUCGAGAAGGUCGACGAGAUUAGGAGGGCCAAGGAGGCCGAGAGACAAGCGCUCGGCCGCGUGCUCGAGGGAAACAACGAGGUCGACCGGUCCCUGGCCUACCUCUCGUCCUCGGCUACAAACAUCACGAUGCGCUGGCAACAGGGCCAUUUCGUUGGUGGCGGUACUUUUGGCAAUGUUUACGCCGCCAUGAACCUGGACUCUGGCCACCUGAUGGCCGUCAAGGAAAUCCGUCUACAGGACCCGAAGCUGAUCCCUACCAUUGCCGAGCAGAUCAAGGACGAAAUGGGUGUCUUGGAGGUCCUCGACCAUCCCAACGUCGUCUCCUACUAUGGUAUCGAAGUCCACCGCGAUAGAGUCUAUAUUUUCAUGGAGUUCUGUCAGGGCGGGUCUUUGGCGAACCUGCUGGAGCACGGCCGUAUCGAGGACGAGCAAGUCAUCAUGGUUUAUGCGUUGCAGCUGCUAGAGGGUCUCGCUUACCUCCACGAGAGCGGUAUCGCCCACCGCGACAUUAAACCUGAGAACAUUCUCCUCGACCAUAACGGUAUCAUCAAGUACGUCGACUUUGGGGCCGCCAAAGUCAUUGCCAGACAAGGCAAGACCCUCGUGCAGGAUCUCUCCUCCACAAAGCCAAACAAGUCCAUGACGGGAACACCAAUGUACAUGUCUCCCGAAGUCAUCAAGGGCGAGAAUCCUGGCAGGGCCGGUUCAGUCGACAUCUGGUCUCUGGGCUGUGUCAUUCUUGAGAUGGCAACCGGUCGCCGUCCUUGGGCCAAUUUGGACAACGAGUGGGCCAUCAUGUACAACAUUGCGCAAGGCAACCCUCCCCAGAUGCCGUCGCCCGACCAGCUCAGUCCCCAGGGGAUCGACUUCUUGAAGAGGUGCUUCACCAGGGACCCCAAGCAGCGCGCAUCCGCCGUUGAGCUCCUGCAGCACGAAUGGAUCAUGACGAUUCGCAGCCAAGUCGUGGAGCCGCCCACGCCUAGUGAUGCUAGCACCUCGGCUCAGUCGACACCCAGCUCCAGGAGCAACACCAAUGACGGUUUCUACUAG